AUGCAUGGCUCCUUGAGUGUCAAUAGCUCCAAGUCUAGCCCUGUUUUCCCUAAAAUCCAAAUUUUUGAUCUCUCAAGUAAUUAUUUUUCUGGACCCCUACCAGUGAGAUACAUCAACAGCUUCAAGGCUAUCAUAAAUCUAGAGAAGAUUGGGAGUGCAGAGUCGUACAUGGGGGUGUAUGAUUACAGGAGUGCCUUCUAUACCUAUUCCAUUGCAAUUGUUAUGAAAGGACAAGAUAUGGAAUUGGUGAAAAUUUUCACCAUGUGGAUGAUCAUUGAUCUAUCAAACAAUCAGUUUGAAGGGGAGAUUCCAAAGGUUAUUGGGAAGCUUAACUUAUUGAAAGGGCUCAACCUUUCUCAUAAUAACCUUAAUGGUGGUAUCCCCACCUCAAUAGGGAAUUUGACAAAUCUUGAAUGGUUGGACCUAUCUUCAAACAGGUUGUCUGGGACGAUUCCAAAUAGAUUGGCAGAUCUGCCAUUUCUUUCAUCCUUAAAUGUUUCAGGAAAUCAACUCCAUGGUCAGAUUCCUCAAGGCAAACAAUUCAACACAUUUGGAAAUGAUUCAUAUGAAGGAAAUAAGGGACUAUGUGGGUUUCCGGUCUCGAAAGGUUGCAGCAUCAUUGAGCCAGCACCUCCAAAUGUGCUUGAAAAAGAUGGCUCAAAAUCAAACAUUGCUUUUGGUUGGAAAGUGGUGUUGAUAGGUUAUGGAUGCGGAGUAGUGCUCGGAAUGUCCGUGGGAUAUGUUGUUUUCAAAACUGGUAGGCCGAAAUGGUUGGUGAAUUUGGUUGAAAACCAACAUGAGAAGAGGCAAAGAAGAAAGUCAAAGAAUGUGAUAUUGGCAGAUCCGGUAUUUCUUUCCUUCUUAAACGUUUCUGAAAAUCAACUCCAUAGUCAGAUUCCUCAAGGCAAACAAUUCAACACAUUUGGAAACCAUCCAUAUGAAGGAAACAAGGGACUAUGUGGAUUCCCAGUCUCCAAAGGUUGCAGCAUCAAUGAUACACCACCUCCAAAUGUGCUGGAACAGGAUGGCUCAAAUGCAAACAUUGCUUUCGGUUGGAAAGUGGUGUUGAUAGGUUAUGGAUGUGGGGUAGUGUUUGGAAUGGCCAUGGGAUAUGUUGUUUUCCAAACCGGAUCUCACUCCUGCUCUCACCACGAAGCUGCUUCACUAAUCCAGUUCAAGAAUUCCUUUUCCAUCACUCAGACAGACUAUGCUGCUUUCUAUUGCGAUGAUUUUGCUGGCCCUACAUCUUAUCCCAAGACAAAUUCGUGGGAGGAGGGUACAGAUUGCUGCUCAUGGGAUGGGGUCACUUGUGACCACCUAAAUGGUCAUGUUAUUGCCCUUGACUUGAGUUGUAGUUGGCUAUAUGGCAACUUCCCUUCCAAUAGCAGUCUCUUCCUUCUUCCUCACCUUGAGAAGCUCAACCUUGCUUUUAAUGAUUUCAAUGAUUCCAAUAUGCCCUCUGAGUUUGGUCGGUUUACAAGUCUAUCCUUCCUCAACCUUUCUGGUACAAGGUUUGUAGGGGAAGUCCCAUCCCAAGUCUCCCACCUAUCAAAAUUGGUUUCACUUGAUCUCUCUUUGAAUUUUGCCCAAACAUUUGACAAACACGCUCUGCAGGGACUUGUUCACAACCUAACCGAGGUCAGACAUAUUUUCUUGGAUAAUAUUGACAUGUCUUCUAUUAAUCCUCAUGUCUUCAUGAAUCUAUCCUCUUCUCUAAGGUCUCUCAGUCUUGCUUAUUGUGGUUUGCAAGGAAAAUUCCCAAAAAACUUUUUUGAUUUGCCAAACCUUAAUCUCCUCAACUUGGGAGGCAACCAAAACCUCAAUCUUGAUCCUUUGAAGUUCAACCGGAGCAGCAAUCUUGAACAUUUGGAUCUAUCGUGGAUGUCCUUCUCUACAGAAUUCAUUGAUUCAGUUGAUAAUCUACAGGCCUUAAAGUACUUAGAUCUAUCAGGAAAUUCUUUCUUUCAAGGAUUGUCUGUCUCAAUCACAAACUUAUCAUCUUUGGAGCAAUUGAUAAUUUUAGAGGCAAAUAUUUGUGGAGGAUUGCCUGACUCGAUAGGGAAUCUUGAGUCCUUGAAGUUUUUACAACUCUCCGGUUCCAACUUAUCUGGACAAAUUCAAUUGUCAAUUCUAAACUUAACCUAG
Messenger RNA from Gossypium arboreum, 2145 nucleotides. Its product is annotated as receptor-like protein Cf-9. Lineage: Eukaryota; Viridiplantae; Streptophyta; Magnoliopsida; Malvales; Malvaceae. The record is from RefSeq and is a predicted model, not a curated record. The transcript is spliced from 3 exons. The coding region runs from base 1 to 2145 and encodes 714 amino acids. Gene Ontology annotation, molecular function: protein binding.